AUGGCCGGCAAAGGCCCACAUUGCUCAUUCGUCCUUCUCGCCGAGUUUGACAUUGAUAGUGGUGCCCAGCUCACAUACCAGUUUCCUCAGCCGCUAGGAACAGACGAGGGUUUGCUUGCAAAUCUUAUGCUUCCAGAUGGAGCAGAAAGGCACCUCGAAGAUUGGACCAUCUUCUUCCUCAACCAGACGCCGUUCAAUACCAUUGCACCAGUUCUUGCUUUGGAGACGGAAUCAAGUGACAACCAGUCAAACGGAGAGGACGACCACCCGGAACUGCUAUAUGUCCUCAACCUGGUGCGGACGAAGCAUGACAAGUCGGUUCGGAGAGGUGCCGUAGUGAAAGCGAUGGCUAUUUGCACACGACAUCCAUUUAUCCAAAUAUUUAAGCCUGUUCUCCUCCUCGCACUUGACGACUAUUUUGCAAACCCAUCCCAAGAAUGUCUUACGCGUCUAUUUGAUGCGAUCAACUCGAUGAACAUCAGUGCUGCGCCUGCACUUACACGAUGUGAAAAGCUGAUCAUGCGCGCCUCAGAGCGCAAAGACAUAUUUGCGGAGAAGUUCACUCACAUACCCCCGUUUCCUCUUAAAGCUGCACACAAGACGACAGGCUCGAAUGGCUCACAUUCAUCUGAAGAUGGGGUUCUCAUCAAUGCUCGCGCACGCUCUACAACAGCUGCCUCUGAUCAUAAUCCUACCCACCAGUCCUCUCCGUCGGACAGUUCGUUCAGCCUUGGUGGGAGUGCAGUAUGGGUGAAUGAUGACAGCGUCAUAAUUGAUAGCCCAGGAAGCGUCGGUGGCGCUUCAGCGAGCAGUAACAGUGUUCUCACUAGCCGCGGGCGGCGUAGCACUGAUACAAGCUCGAACUCGAGUCACGCUUAUAGCGAUACCCAUUUCUUUCAAACAAGCAUUGCAUACAAAGGACAUACUUUGCCAAUCAAACUGCCUCUGGCCACCUUUCCUGAGGAAGUCGGAGAGUAUUCCCUAAUUCAACUAAUACAAACGUUUUCUUCGCCUCUAAUCACAAUCUCGGGACCACUACACCCACAUCUACACACGAAUGGAAUUCUCACGCACCCAAUCACGAUUCUCUUUAACGCACUUGUUACUGGCAAACGCAUCCUCUUCCUUGGACAUAAUAUUCCUGCCGGACAAGUCGCCAAUUACGUCUUAUCUGCUUGUGCCCUGGGCUCUGGAUGUGGUGCGAUACUACGAGGAUUCAUUGAGCGGUCAUUUCCUUACGCAGGACUUGCGGGAGGCGAGGACUGGGUUUCAACGCCGGCAUACAUAGCAGGCGUAACUAAUCCUAUCUUCGAAACCAGUGCAUCCUGGGAUCUCUUGAUGGAUAUCGGCACAUAUCGUGUUGUCGUGCACAAGGACAUACAUACAUCUUUCCCAACAACGAUGACACCGCCUGCGCUUGUCAACCCAACGAUGCCACGUCCAAUAAAGGCGGAAAACUCGACUGGGAGCGAGGACGACAUCCAGCGUAUCGCGACUCGAGACGGGAAGGAUGGGAACCAAAAGAGCGAGUUUGCAGCGAGGCAAGACAACUUGGACAACAUGUUCAUUGAGGAUCUGAUUUCGGCAAUCACAUCGCACUUCGGGGAGACGCUGGUGCGGAUGCGAUUUACGGAGUACGUCGUGCGCUUUGUUCGGCUAGCGUCGCGGUACGAGGAGCUCGUCAUGGGGUCGACGAAGCUUGGAUAUGGUAGCACACCGUUUACAGACGGGUCCCUAGGCAGCGGUAUCGUAUUUCCCGACGAGGCAGCUGCAUUUAAGGAGCUUACUGCGAACGCAAGUCGGAUCGAGGGUUGGCGGAGGAGCAAGUCCUAUCAAUACUGCGUCCAGGAUUUCAAAAAAUAUCAGGCAACCGCUGCUAUCCAGGGAUUCGACCUAUCUCAUCAACUUUUAAGAUUGCGGCUGGUGAAGAACUUACCAGACGCGGAAGUCGAGCUCAUCGUGCGCUCAAUAGCAGACAACUUGCGGACAUACGAACAAAUGGUUGAACUGCUCGCUCACAUGCCACCACAUGCCGGAGGAUUACAACCUCUGAGUUUUUGCCUAUUCCACCAUCAAGAAUCUAUUCGGGAAGCCACCGUUGACAUUUUCAACGAGCUGCGUCAGAAUCCCGUUGGGGUGAUUUUUCUGCAAGCUCUAAAUCACUUCCAGAGGUAUGCCUAUGUUCGGCAGGCGCAUGCUCGUGAAUCACGCAGAAAGGAUUCGAGCCAUGGUCUGGCCCCGCCACCUCACUUGGUAUCACGGACGCCGUCUAACCGUAGUGAAGUCAGCCUAGGGGGGAUGUGA
Suillus bovinus is the source of this 2304-nucleotide messenger RNA. RefSeq names its product docking domain of Afi1 for Arf3 in vesicle trafficking-domain-containing protein. Gene Ontology annotation, cellular component: plasma membrane. The coding region runs from base 1 to 2304 and encodes 767 amino acids. The record is from RefSeq and is a predicted model, not a curated record. Lineage: Eukaryota; Fungi; Basidiomycota; Agaricomycetes; Boletales; Suillaceae. Gene Ontology annotation, biological process: actin cortical patch localization. The transcript is spliced from 12 exons.